AAAACAAAUAGCACCUGAGCUGCCUCCUCUGUCGUCCCUACCUCCGUCCACCGGCACCCGGGUGCCCGUCCCCGCCAGAUUCAGCGCAAACGAGGCCGUCCUCGCCGGACCCUGCCGGAUCCGCUGCACAGGAGGCCGCCUCCCCUAGCUCGAGCACGAGCGCCGCCUGCCCGUACUCGCCCGCCACCGGACCCCCUCCCCUGAGCUCGCGCCUUCGGCGGCGCAGGAGGCCUCUCCGCGGUCUUGAGCCUCCCCUACUGACUGGUCCCUCCCCGACCUCGAGCGCCGUCGUCGUCCUCUGGCUCGUCCCUCCCCUCCGCGCACCCGACUUCCCCCUGUCCAACCAUCAUGUCAAAGGUAGAGGCUUGUGUUGAGACAGCCAAGUCAAUGGUCAUUGUUAAAGAGAUCGACGGUACUGAAUAUUGCAGUGGAUUUAUUGCAAUCACUGAAGCGAGACAGGGUACCUAUGUUGUUACCGAUGCUGAAUUUGUCAUGGACCGUAAGGACAAUUUGAUGGUUUUCUUUUCUGACAAUACUGAGCUGCCAGCCUCCUUUAUUGAGACAUACGGGCCUUUUUGUUUCCUGAAAACAAAGUUUCAUCCAGCGUGUGAGCAAAUUGAGUUGAUGGAAGCGAAUAUUACCCCCUCACCUGUGAUCAUCUUCCCUCCUUCCUCGUCAGCUAGUUUCUAUUAUCUUCCGAGUUUUGUUAUUUUGGAAUCCACAGAGUCAUAUUAUGGCAAUUUCAAAUGUGCUCGCAUUGGUGCCACUGAUCAGAUUCCUGGUUCAGGAACCUAUUUCGUGGUAAAUUGUCACUACAGCGAGAAUACCUCUGAUGGCCAUGACAGAUUAUCUACUUGUCCAGUAUAUACCUUGAGCGGAAGUGUUAUGGGCAUAAUCCUGUCAUCCGAUCCUAAGUUUACUUGGGAGAAGCUAGCAUUCUCUGCAAAGUGUGUCUCGAACUUGAUAAACUUACUCAGGACACUAUUACCUCGAAACAAGAAACAUAGAGAUGGAUAUGGCAGUUCUGGAACCAAGAAAAAGAGAGAUGGAGAUGGCAGUUCUAGAACAAAGAAAAAGAGAGAUGAAGAUGGCAGUUCUGGAAACAAGAAAAAGAGAGAUCGGGAUAGCAGUUCUCGAACCAAGAAAAAGAGGGAUGGAGAUGGCAGUUCUGAAAACAAGAAAAAGAGAGAUGGGGAUGGCAGUUCUAUGCAUGAGUCUGCUGAAAACAAGAGAAGCAAGGGUGGUGAUGGCAGUUCCAAGAAGUUGGCUGGAAAUAAGAGUAGCUCUAAUAGUAUUUCCAAGGGCAUGGAGAAUAAGGGGCCUGGCCACAAGUGCAGUUCCAAGGGCAAAAUGGGUGGAUGUGAGAUCAGUUCCAAGGUCAAGGAGUCUACUGCAAACAAGACCACGGCUGGAGACAAGGGCAAGGGGUUGGCUGCUAGCAAACGAUGAGAGCAGUAUGGAAGAAACGAGUGUGGCCCUUGUUUUUGAGAAUUACCGUGUUCUUCCUUAUGUGUAUCAUCCCAUUUGGCAUCUUAUCAUACAAAAGAUCAGCUGCAAUGACUCUGUUACAAAAUGACUUGAAGAUCACUAGAGGUUCAUGUUUGAUGAUUGAUUCUGUUACAAAAUAUCAGCAUGAUUGAUCCUUCGUAAUAACUCAUGUUGUUUUCUCCUCUCCAUCGCUCGAUCUCCGGUGGGUAGCUAAGUAGGCAAUACUCUGAUGUAAUCUUUUGGGUUUUCACUUGGGCGGUGAAAUGGGAAUGGAAAAAUAUAAUGCGGAAGCACUAAUGUUGUUCAAUUUAGUAACGUUGUAUGCAGUGAAUGCAGUCUAGCAUUAUUUUA
Molecule: messenger RNA, 1839 nt
Organism: Triticum dicoccoides
Lineage: Eukaryota; Viridiplantae; Streptophyta; Magnoliopsida; Poales; Poaceae
Exons: 2
Coding region: 349-1449 (366 amino acids)
Source: RefSeq, a predicted model, not a curated record